AUGGCGUCUCCAAUGAAUGAAGGCAAGGAGGUGAAAUCCGAAAUUGCGGCCUCGAUUCUCCCUCUCCUGAAGCUCGUCACCCUCACACUAUUCGGCUCCGUUCUAGCCCAUCCCAAAACCCAAUUCAUUCCCAGGCAGACAUUCAAGCUUCUAAGCAGGCUCGUAUUCGUCCUUUUCCUCCCUUCCUUAAUCUUCACCCACCUCGGCCAAUCCAUCACCCUCCAAAAAGCCAUCCACUGGUGGUUCAUCCCCGUCAACGUCCUCAUCAGCACGGCCGCCGGCUGCAUUCUCGGCUGCCUGGUCGCCCUAGUUUGCCGCCCGCCGCCGGAGCUCUUCCGCUUCACCGUUAUAGCUACCGGGUUCGGUAACACCGGCAACAUCGCCUUCGCCGUUGUCGGCGCAGUGUGUCGUCGUCGGGGCUCCGACAACCCGUUCGGACCUGAUUGCUACUCCAACGGCGUCUCGUACGUCUCGAUUUCGCAAUGGGUCUCCGUUAUUCUGGUGUACACUCUGGUUUACCAUAUGAUGGAGCCGGCGCUGGAGUUUCGCGAGCAGGACGACGGCGGCGGCGGAGGAGGAGGAGGAGACAUAGUUGAAGUGGUUGAAGAUUCCGGCGGCGCAGAUUUAAGUCGGCCGUUACUCGCGGAAGCGGAAUGGCCGGGAAUUGAGGACCAAUUGGGAACCGAGCACAGCAAGAGUCCGUUCAUAGCCAGGUUGUUCCUAAACCACAGCACAAUUUCCGAAUCCGAAAUCCCGAUGGAGGAUCCGGGAGACCAAUUGGAAUCUAUCAGUUGCCUGGCGGAGCCGAGGGUGCUGGUGAGAAAAAUCAGAGUGGUGGCGAAGGAAACCCCAAUUCACCACAUCCUCCAGCCGCCCACGAUCGCGUCGCUCCUGGCGGUAGUGAUCGGGCUGAUUCCGCCGCUGAGGAGCUGCGUGUACGGCGGCGAUGCUCCGCUAGGGUUCGUGACGGACAGCCUGACGAUGAUGGCGGGGGCGGCGGUGCCGUCGGUGAUGCUGGUGCUGGGGGGGAUGUUGGCGGAGGGCCCCAGCGACAGCGAGUCGAGCCUUGGGGCGAGGACGACGGUGGGGAUAGUGGCGGCGAGGCUGCUGGUGCUGCCGGCGGUGGGGAUCGGAGUGGUGUGGGCGGCGGAGGAGAUGGGGCUGCUGGUGGGCGGAGACCAGCUUUACCGAUUCGUGCUGCUGCUGCAGUACACGACGCCGAGCGCGAUAUUGCUGGGUGCCGUGGCGAGCUUGAGAGGGUAUGCGGUCAGGGAGGCAUCGGCACUGCUCUUCUGGCAGCAUAUUUGUGCCGUCUUCUCCCUCUCCUUCUAUACCAUUGUCUUCUUCAACCUCCUGCUCUCUUACAUCUAG
Molecule: messenger RNA, 1371 nt
Organism: Linum tenue
Lineage: Eukaryota; Viridiplantae; Streptophyta; Magnoliopsida; Malpighiales; Linaceae
Source: the annotation of a GenBank genome assembly